AUGGCCAUGUACGAGGUGCAGGAGCCGUGCUACUACUCCGUCCUCGAUGUGGACGUGGACGCAAGUCCAUCCGUGAUUGUCAAGGCGUAUCGCUCCAUGGCACUCAAAUACCACCCAGACAGGAAUCCAAACGCUGAACCGGAGCAGUUCCAAGCGAUUACCGAAGCUUACGAGGUGCUAUCCGACCCAGAGAAGCGGCGGCUGUACGACAACUACGGCCCGGCCCUCAAGCCUCGUCUGGGUGAGACUUUCGCCCAAUUGGCACCAUUGCUAUUAUCCUUCGCCACUGGCUUUGUCGGCUCCAGUGCACGCGCAUACAGCAGCUCGCUGAGUACACGAGCCAUGUUCGGUUGGGAGGUCUGUCUCAUGGGCGUCGCGGGUAUGUACUAUUGCUACCAACCCAGCGCAAAGGACAGCUCGUGUCUGUGUCCCGACUAUGUGACUAUCACGUCGAUGGGCCUGUUGAUGGGCAAUUUUACAGGCUGGGCAGCCACCUCGGUGGUGUUACUCUGCAAGUCAAUUGUGACAGGGAGCUAG
Phytophthora infestans T30-4 is the source of this 537-nucleotide messenger RNA. RefSeq lists its product as uncharacterized. The record is from RefSeq and is a predicted model, not a curated record. The transcript has 3 exons. Lineage: Eukaryota; Oomycota; Peronosporomycetes; Peronosporales; Peronosporaceae. Bases 1 to 537 code for a protein of 178 amino acids.